AUGGUCAGAGCAGUCUUCAAGAACAUGAUCAUCGCCGCCGCUGGAGCUUUCCCUAGUGAUUGUCCUAGUGAGCACGCGGCCAAGGAGUGGACUGAGCAACGCGGUGGCCGAUUCUCGUCUGAUUUGGAUGAUUCUGUGACCCAUCUCAUCUGCACAGACGAAGACUUCAAGAUCAAGUACAAGCAGAUCAGAAUCAAAGAAGCAGAGCGAAGAAACAGAAGGAAGGGCUCGAAAAAGAUUCGUAUUUUGAGCUGGGAUUGGUUCAGAUUCUCUUGCACUCGCAACAGGAGACUCCGAAUCAGGGACUAUGACUUCUCUGCCAUGAGAACCAAAGAGAAUGAGAGGAUGAGAAAGUUCCGAGCUGCCGCACUUGCUUACAAGUGGAUUCAUCCUGAUCUGUUCCGCAUUUGGAAGGACAAGAGCUCCUUUGAGUACAAGGUCGAUCUCUUCAGAACGUCAGAGGAUGAGGACGGAGCUCUGCACGAGAAAUACGAACUUUACCUGUUCGAGUCUCAUGCCUCCAAGCCGCACAUGUACUGGUUCGGAGCCAAGCUUUUCCACAAGAAGGACGACGGCAAAUGGCAUGAGCGCGGCAUCGAGCGCCCCAAUAUCAGUUCCUCACUCUUCAAGACUGAGUACGCCAGGUUCAGGAAGUUCUUCGAACUCAAGACCGGUAUCCGCUGGGAAGACAGGGUCAUCAAAGCUGGGACGAGAGAGAAGAUCCUCUUUAGUUACUCCCCUCCAACUGACGGAAAGCCCGUGGGAGGCAAAAUGACCGGCGCACUUUAUGACAAGUGUGUCUCAAGCAACAGGGCCUGGCUCCGGCGCUGGACAGACCUGUUUGGGGACGAAUUGCCGCUUGACAUCCAGAUUGGAGACGAGUGCAAGAACAUCUUGAACGGAAUCAUCGAUAGAGUCUGCGCAUCUCUCGAGAUGGAUACCAAGGUUGAAGAUGAGUGCAAGGACAUCUUGAACAGCAUCACCGAUGAAGUCUGUGCAUCCCUUGAGAUGGAGGCCAAAGAGGAGGAGAGCCUCUAUGAGAACGACACCUACAACUCUGAGAUUGAUAAACAUGGCACGGCUGAUGCUCUGCUUGAUCUUGUCGGCAUGGGUCGAUCUGCUCCCGAUUUCAAAGACAACGACAUGGAGAGCUACGUUGAGAACCUAUAA
Molecule: messenger RNA, 1170 nt
Organism: Colletotrichum orchidophilum
Lineage: Eukaryota; Fungi; Ascomycota; Sordariomycetes; Glomerellales; Glomerellaceae
Exons: 5
Coding region: 1-1170 (389 amino acids)
Source: RefSeq, a predicted model, not a curated record